Nomascus leucogenys (northern white-cheeked gibbon) is the source of this 6281-nucleotide messenger RNA. It is a transcript of the gene ZNF483, whose product is annotated as zinc finger protein 483. Lineage: Eukaryota; Metazoa; Chordata; Mammalia; Primates; Hylobatidae. Gene Ontology annotation, molecular function: DNA-binding transcription repressor activity, RNA polymerase II-specific. The record is from RefSeq and is a predicted model, not a curated record. Gene Ontology annotation, biological process: negative regulation of transcription by RNA polymerase II.
GCAGGCGCAAUGGUCUCCGCGGGCUUGCGCGCGCACUCGCUGCGGGACAAGCUUCUGGAAGCUCUUUGCGGUGGCGUUGGUGCUGUUUGCGGAUGCUGGUGCAGUUUCUGCAGGACUGUAUACUGGAUUCCUGGAACCUUUGAUAUUCCUGGCUGUGUAUAGUGCCUGUUGGUGGACUGUACUGAUACUCAACUAGAGUGUGAAGGGACUGGAUUCCUGCCCCUGAGACACAGUACAAGCUGUAGUACCCUUGAACAAGAUGACAGCCAUCUCACCAGACCCUCAAACUCUGGCCUCGACUGAACAAAAUGAGGUCCCAAGAGUGGUUACUUCUGGGGAGCAAGAAGCUACUUUAAGAGGAAAUGCUGCUGAUGCAGAGUCUUUCAGACAGAGGUUUAGGUGGUUUUGUUACUCAGAAGUAGCUGGACCCAGGAAAGCUCUGAGUCAACUCUGGGAGCUCUGCAAUCAGUGGCUGAGACCAGACAUUCACACGAAAGAACAGAUUUUAGAGCUUCUGGUGUUUGAGCAGUUCCUGACCAUUUUGCCUGGGGAGAUCAGGAUUUGGGUAAAGUCGCAACAUCCUGAGAGUAGUGAGGAAGUGGUGACCCUAAUAGAAGAUUUGACCCAGAUGCUUGAAGAAAAAGAAGAUCCAGUCUCUCAAGAUUCUACUGUGUCCCAAGAGGAGAACUCAAAAGAGGAUAAAAUGGUCGCUGUUUGUCCCAAUACUGAGUCCUGUGAAUCUAUAACAUUGAAGGAUGUAGCUGUGAACUUUUCAAGAGGAGAGUGGAAGAAGCUGGAGCCUUUUCAAAAGGAGCUAUAUAAGGAAGUGCUACUGGAAAACCUCAGGAACCUAGAAUUUCUGGACUUUCCAGUUUCAAAAUUAGAGUUGAUUUCCCAGCUAAAGUGGGUUGAAUUGCCAUGGCUGCUGGAAGAAGUCUCAAAAGGCUCCCGAACAGAUGAAUCAGCUUUAGAUAAAAUAAUACAAAGAUGUCUCAGGGAUGAUGAUCAUGGCUUGAUGGAAGAAUUCCAGCAAUAUUGUGGCAGCUCAGAGAAGGAUCACGGUAAUCAGGGAAAUUCAAAGGGAACAGUCACACAAAACAAAACUCUUGGGAGCAGCAAUAGGGGUAAGAAAUUUGACCCAGAUAAAAGCCCCUUUGGACAUAAUUUCAAAGAAACUUCAGACUUAAUUAAACAUCUGAGAGGCUAUUUGAGGAAGAAAUCUCGGAGGUAUAAUGAAAGCAAGAAACCCUUCAGUUUUCAUUCAGACCUUGUUCUGAACCGCAAGGAGAAAACCGCCGGAGAAAAGUCAUGGAAAUCUAAUGACGGUGGGAAAGUCUUGAGUCACUCUUCAGCUCUUACUGAACAUCAGAAACGUCAGAAGAUUCAUUUGGGGGAUAGGUCCCAAAAAUGCAGUAAGUGUGGGAUAAUCUUUAUUAGAAGAUCAACUCUUUCUAGGAGAAAAAUCCCUAUGUGUGAGAAAUGUCGGAAAGAUUCAUGUCAAGAAGCAGCCUUAAAGAAAGAUGAGGGAAAUGAGACUGGAGAAAAAACUCAUAAAUGUAGUAAAUGUGGAAAAGCCUUUGGCUAUAGCGCCUCACUCACCAAACAUCGGAGAAUUCACACUGGAGAAAAACCCUAUAUGUGUAAUGAAUGUGGAAAAGCUUUUAGUGAUAGUUCAUCACUCACGCCACAUCAUAGAACUCAUAGUGGAGAGAAACCCUUCAAAUGUGAUGAUUGUGGGAAAGGUUUCACCCUAAGUGCUCACCUCAUUAAACAUCAGAGAAUUCAUACUGGAGAAAAACCUUAUAAAUGUAAAGACUGUGGGAGACCCUUCAGUGACAGUUCAUCUCUUAUUCAACACCAGCGAAUUCAUACUGGAGAAAAACCCUAUACAUGUAACAAUUGUGGAAAAUCCUUCAGUCAUAGCUCAUCCCUUUCCAAACAUCAGAGAAUUCAUACUGGAGAGAAACCCUAUAAAUGUGGCGAAUGUGGAAAAGCCUUUAGACAGAAUUCAUGCCUUACCCGGCAUCAGAGAAUUCACACUGGAGAAAAACCGUAUUUGUGUAAUGAUUGCGGAAUGACUUUUAGCCAUUUUACGUCUGUGAUUUAUCAUCAAAGACUUCAUUCAGGAGAAAAACCCUACAAAUGUAACCAGUGUGAGAAAGCCUUCCCAACCCAUUCACUGCUUAGUCGUCAUCAGAGAAUUCAUACUGGUGUAAAACCUUAUAAAUGUAAAGAAUGUGGGAAGUCCUUCAGUCAGAGUUCAUCUCUUAAUGAGCACCACCGAAUUCAUACAGGAGAGAAACCCUAUGAGUGUAACUAUUGUGGUGCAACCUUUAGUCGAAGCUCAAUCCUUGUAGAACACCUAAAAAUUCAUACCGGAAGGAGAGAAUAUGAAUGUAACGAAUGUGAGAAGACAUUUAAAAGUAAUUCAGGCCUCAUUAGACAUCGGGGAUUUCACUCUGCAGAGUAAUCAUGGAGCUACAUUAAAGAGGGGGGAAUUUAAUUCAAAUUGUCAGUUACUGAAACUCUGGGAUGUAAACUUACAAUAUUGAUCAGUAGCUGCAACUUUCAUAAAUUGGCAGUUAGGAAAAAUAUUCUUUUGCCCAUUCAUCCCUCUUCUUUUCAAGGAUGGCAGCGGCUGGUAAACAGUAAUUAGUUGGUAAAGUCACUGGAAAGGGAAGAAUGCAAAAUGAUUCUGAGGCCAAACGAAUUGGAAAAGCUCUUUUCUUCAGGGAAUUUCCCUCUGAUUUCUUCCACUACCAUGUAGUGUGAUGGAAAGAGAACUUGACUGCAGUCAGAGAACUUGGAUUCUGUCCCAGUUUGCCAACUAACUUGCUGUAUAUACCCUGGACAAAUCAUUUGACCUUUCAGAAUUUUUUUUUCAUCACCAGCAGAAUGAAGGGAUGGGACUAAUGAUUUUUGCCUUUUUUGGUUUUUUAGUUUUUGUUUUUUUGGUAUUCCUGAUAAUCUCUGAAGCUGUGGACAUAAGUUUUAUUUUUUUUAUUUGUCAUUACUUUCAAGUUUCUGUAGUAAAAAAUACCACUAUUCAGGAUGCUGGACUUCUUUUCUUUUCUUUUUUUUUUUUUCCAUUUUUCUUUUUUGGGAUGGAGUCUCACUAUGUUGCCCAGAGUGGUCUUGAACUCCUGGGCUCAAGUGAUCCUUCCAUCUCAGUUUCCUGAGUAGCUGACAUUACAGAUACACUCCACCAAGCCUGCUUCCUAGGAUGCUGGACUUCUAGCUUAGUGAGAAUGCAGUAUACUUUUUGAAAACUUCGUGCAGGAAUCCCUCAAAUGCUGUAAUUAGGAAUAGGUCAGUGAAGCUCAAACGACUUUUCCUUGAGGGAGUAUUGUAAUUGGACAAGGGUACUCUCUUUUGGCAUUGGCCAAGGGGACUGAGAAACCAGAGAGCUUGCACCUGAGCCAUCUCAGCCAUGAGAGUAAGAGUCCUAGGAAAAUAGAUGGGGGCUGGGGGUAAGGAAGUGUGCUGAAGACAGCUGUUCUGAAUGGAUUUUGGUUUGCAAAAAUUCUACUUAAACAAUUUUGCCUGUAGCAAGUACAUUUUUUUGCAAUUGGAGUGUAAACAUUCUGUAUGGCAACAGUUAAAAGCUGUUCUAACAAUUUACUUGGGGCGUGUGUGUGUGUGUGUGUACACGUUAUUGCCGCUAUCUAAACUUAGGGCAUUUCAUACUAAAAACAAAGCUUGUCUUAAAAAAAUUAUAAGGGCUAAUGACACUAGGCUUAUAUUUCUGUAAAGCACUCAGCUGGUCCUGGGUAGCAGCUGCCACCUUUUGAUGGGGAAUUGACUUUCUGACUUAGCUAGUUCUCUCAUGUAUGUAACCUAACUUUCCCACUGUAGGAAUGUUCUAUUACAACCCCUACCAUUUGGAGAAUAGGUACCCUAAAAUCUAAAGAGACCCCACUGAUAGCAAGUAAAGUUCAGGGAAUGAAUGUAGAAUUGAUAGAGAAAAAAUUUUCAGUUAAGUUUUCUUUUGUGAAAUUAGACCUCAGAGGAAUGGAAUAUACGGGUAUUGGUGGAUUAUUCCUUAUAAAUUUCAUUGAUGGAGUCUGAAUAAUAAUUUCCAACUGAAAAAGGAACUUAAGGCCCUGAAUGAGUGAGGUUUUGGCUUCAGGUCAUAGGGUUCUGGAGGAACUUCAUGGACUCAACAGUGGUCUAGAAAUAAGUUCCUAAAGUUGAAAUUGUAGACAGCUCCUAUAAAAAGAGAGCUAAACCAGAAAACUCUUGGUUUAUGGAAGUAAAGCAAUCCUUAAUGCUGAUCUUAGACUCAGGAACAUUUACUGUGACUAACGUAUGUAGGUGUGAAAUGCUACCUCUGGGAGAAGGUUUUUGGUGCCUCCCCAACCCCAAGCCUGCAGUUUAAAUAUUGCUGUGUGAUAAAUUGGUCUGCAUAGUUAUUGCUGAGCAGACCAACCAAUCACAUUCUAGCCAUGAAAGGAAUGUUUAUUAUGAGAAUCAUUCAUAAUGGUUUUAAGUUUUUUUCUGAAAAGACAAAAAACUUGGUUUAAGUUUUGUUUUCUGAAAAAUAUAAUUUAUAGAAAGACUUGAAGAAAUACGUAAAAGUCUUCAGAAGAGGCUUGUUCCAGGAUGAUUAGUCUUAGACUUCCGAACAUUCAUAACAAUGUUUUAUCCCAGUAUCCAUUGGGAAUCUGGAGUAUAAACUUUUUUUAAAGGAAUUUAUUGAGGUACAAAUUACAUAUCAUUAAAACCAUUUCAAGUGUACAAUUCAGUGAGUUUUAGUAAAUAUGCUGAGUUGUGCAACCAUUACCAUAAUCCAUUUUUUUAUAACAUCAUCCCAGUAAGAUACCUUAUUCCAGUUUACAGUUAAUCUCCCUUCCAAUGUCUAAUCCCAGAUACCCACUACUCAGUCUACUUUGUGUCUCUAGAGUUGUCUUUUUCUGUACAUUUUAUGUUUAUGUGUGAUCUGUGUUUUUUAUUAAUGUGUUUUAAGUUCAUCCAUGUUGUAACAUACUAGUACUUUAUUCCUUUUUAUCAUAAAUAAUAUUACAUUAUGUGGAUCCCUUGUGCAUUCACUAGUUGAAGAACAUUUGAGGUUUUUCCAGUUUUUGCCUGUUAGAAAUAAUGCUGCUUUGAACAUUGGUAUGCAAGUGUUUUGAACAUUAGUGUCCAAGUCUUUGUGUGGACAUGUUUUCAUUUUUCUGAGGCAGGUGCCUGAGGGGAGUUGCUAGGUCAUACGGUAAAUUUUUGUUUAACUUUGUUAGGAAACUGCCAAAUUGUUUUUGAAAGUGACCGCAUUAUUUUACGUUCAGACUAGUAAUGUGCGAGGGUUCCCAUUUCUCUGCAGUCUUGCCAGUCAUUGUUGUGUGUUUUUUAAAAAUUAUACCCAUCCUAGUGUUUGAAAUAAUAUUCCUUUGUGGUUUUAACUUUGAUUUUCCUGAUGGUGAAUAAUGUCAAAGCAUCUUUUAUGUGCUCUUCAGCCAUUCAUGUAUCUUAGUGAAAUGUUUAUUCAGAUUUUUUGUCCAUUUAAAAAUGGAGUUGCUGAUAUUGUGUUCUAGUCCUUUUUAUUCUGGAUAUAAGUCCUUUAUCCAAUAUGAACUUUCUGAAUACCAUGUACUAGCUACAGAGGGCAGCCUCAAACUCUGUUGGAUAAUAUUUAUCAAAGUCUUGAUUCCAGUAGCUAAGUCUGUAUAAUUGCCUGCAGCACAUUCAGUCUGGCCCAUCACCCAAAUAUUUAAAUUCACUCUUGGAUUAAGUCAGAUUAUCAAAAGGCUUUAAAUGUCUUUUGAUUUCAUUAUAGGAUUGCUUUUAUUAAGAGCACUGUGACACAUUUUACUUUAAAAUGAAGUCCUUGCUUUAAAUAAUGUUUCUUCUUAAUGAGCUUGUAUAAAUUUUUUUCACGUCACAGGACAAGGCAAGGUUUUGGUCAAUAAAGUCACUUUAUUUAUUUUAGAAUUAUUUUUUAAUAUAGUAAAAUAUAUAUAGCAUAAAAUUAACCAUGUAAAUACUUUUUGGUUAUACAACUCAGUAGCAUUUAGAUAGAUUGACAUUUUGUGCAGUCAUCACCACUAUCCAUCUCCAGAACUUUUUCAUCAUCCCAAACUAAAACUCUGUACUCCUUAAACAAUAACUCCCCAUUUUCUCCUCCUCAGGCUCCUGGUAACCACUGUUCUACUUCCUGUCUGUACAGAUUUGACUGUUCUAAUUACUUGGUACGAAUGGAAUCAUACGAUAUUUGCCCUUUUGUGUGUGGCUUAUUCCACUUAGCAUUAUGUUUUCAAGGUUCUACUGUGUUGUAGCACAUAUCA